Molecule: messenger RNA, 5151 nt
Organism: Neoarius graeffei (lesser salmon catfish)
Lineage: Eukaryota; Metazoa; Chordata; Actinopteri; Siluriformes; Ariidae
Gene: smap2
Product: small ArfGAP2
Exons: 10
Coding region: 295-1557 (420 amino acids)
Biological process (GO): regulation of clathrin-dependent endocytosis
Molecular function (GO): GTPase activator activity
Source: RefSeq, a predicted model, not a curated record
AAUACGGGUAGAGCGGAAGAAGGCUGGCGUGAGGAGCGGCCGGUGAACUCCACAACUCACACCGAGUCUGAAACAGGAGAGAGAGAGAGAGAGGGAGGGAGAGAGGGAGAGAGAGAGGGAGAAGUCGUAUUGCUCUCCAGAUUGGGAAUGUGUGGAUUAUUUGUAGACUGUGUGAGGAGAAGUUGAGAAGCUGUGCGGUUUAAAUCUCGCUGCGGCGGCGGUGGAGAUUAACGGUGAUAACCGGAGCGGACGGAUCGCGUGUGAAGCGGAGAAGGAGCGCGUGGCGCUGCAGGAAUGACGGGGAAGUCGGUGAAGGAUGUUGACCGGUAUCAGGCGGUGCUGUCAUCACUGCUCACACUGGACGAAAACAAGUUCUGCGCUGACUGUCGAGCUAAAGGUCCCAGAUGGGCAUCCUGGAAUUUGGGAAUCUUCAUCUGUAUCCGCUGUGCAGGAAUCCACCGGAAUCUUGGCGUUCACAUAUCCCGGGUCAAAUCUGUUAACCUGGACCAAUGGACACAGGAGCAAAUUCAGUGUAUGCAGGAGAUGGGGAAUGCCAAGGCACGGCGCCUCUACGAGGCCUUUUUACCCGAGUGCUUCCAGCGUCCAGAGACAGACCAAUCUGCUGAGAUCUUCAUCCGGGACAAGUACGAAAAAAAGAAAUAUAUGGACAAGUGCAUUGACAUCCAAACAUUCCGAAAAGAGAAGAGUGAGACAGUAACAAAAGAGCCACCUGUUGUUUUCGAGAAGAUGAAGCCGAAGAAAGAGGAGCCUCAGCAAUACAAGAGUAGUCCAAAGAAGCAGUCUCAGUCAGUAAAUGACCUUUUAGGACUAGAUGCUCCUGUUGCAUCGGCGCCUGUAGCCAAUGGCAGUGCCAGUCCUGAGCAAAGUCUUGCCCUGGAUCUGUUCAGCUCCCUGCCUACAGCCACCUCACAUUCAGCCAGAAGCACACCUGGCUCCAGUUCUGCGUCCAACUCUAUGCCUAAAGGCCGAGCGGCAGCGUCGGUACCGGAGAACCUGAGCCUCUUCCUGGACCCGCCCACCAAAAACGAAGAAAGCAGCAAAAAGAUGUCCAAAGACUCCAUCAUGUCGCUGUACAGCAGUGUAACACCUCAGACCAACAUGACCGCUGGUGCUGGCAUGUACAUGGGGGCAGCUCAAAUGGGAUAUGCCCCUGUGCCUGGCUAUGGAAGCUACCAGGCUAUGGCCACACAGCAAGGAAUGAUGGGAACCAUGAUGGCCCCUCAGGUGAACAUGCUGGGGCAGCCAGGUGUUAUGGCACCAACAGGAGUGGCCACUCCAGCUCCGUAUAUGGCGGGAGUGCAAGGGGGCAUGAUGGGAGUGCACGGGGGCGUGAUGGGAGGCAUCGGGGCGCUGCCACAGCAGGCGUACACAGUGCAGCAGCCUCAGCAGCUACAGUGGGACGUCUCCCAGAUGACUAAUCAAAUGGCCGGUAUGAACUUUUACGGCCAGAGCCGCAUGACGGGAUACGGACAGCCUACGGGCGGAGCCUCGGCCCCCAGCACUAAUCAGGCGCUCGGCUCUCAUGUAUGGAAGUGAAAGCACGCCAAGUAAAAAUGUCUAGGUUUGGGAGCAUCGCAAUAAACUGUAAGGGAAUCGAGGGAGGCUUUUACACACUCUUCAUCUAACAUUCCUUCAGCAGUUAAGAGGAAAUGUUCUUUUCGAGGAUCAACCUGAAGAAGAGUUUCUACCUCCUGUUUGUUUUUUUUUUCCUCCAUAGCCAUUUUUUUUUUUUUUAACCCUGGGACUGGAAACGAUGUGGUUCAGGAGUCCAGCAUCUCUCUCUCUCUCUCUCUCUCUCUCUCUCUCUCUCUCUCUCUCUCUCUUCUUUCAUAGCAGCUACACCUCAAACACAGUGGCUCUCCUGAGCCACGCCCCUCAGCGUUUGUGACUUCCUCAGACGUGUAGUAACUGCACCGUUUUGUUUGCAUGUAGGUUCUGAGAUCUUCAGCUCUUCUUGCGUGUUCUUUUAUUUCACCGUUGUCUUUACGCUGUUACACUUUCCUUAGUGGUACACACUUAAUAAACCUGCAUGCACUGAUUGCUAAGCUACAUGCGUCAAAUGACCAGGAGAGACUGUAUAAUGCGUCAAGACGUAUUAUUUAAGCGUUAUCCCUUAAGUAAUGUGACGCUGCUGUUUUGGUCUGCGUGUUCCUGUCAUUUUGGGGUUUUUUUGUUUUGUUUGUUUUUUCCAGCUGCUGUGGAUGUUGAAGCCUGUAUUAGACACCUGGAUUGUAUGUACCUUUUUCUCUUUGUUUAAUCAAGGGUACUGUGAUGGAGCUGUAGUCCAGCUACUCUCCUCCUUCCCACUCAGGAGGGAAAUGUAAGGGAGAGGUUCUCAUAUCAAACUGAUAGAAAUCAUAGCCAAAGAAUGCAGAAUUAUUCAUUAUUUAGGAAAAAAUUAUAAUAAUAAUGCGUUUUGAUGCUUGCAAGAACAGUUUUCUGGUAACGUGUUAUUGAUUAGUCCUGUGAUCUUAAAAAAAAAAAAAAAAGUGUGUACCUGAUGUAUGUACCGUAUAUGUGAUUGCCUCCAGCACUCAAUGCCACAUUUGAUUGUAUGAACGGAGCACUGUAUAUAUAUAUUUUUCUUCACUGUAUAUAGGGUGCUCUCUAACUCAUAAGGGUCAGACUUAAUAUGACUAAACAGCAGGGUUUUAAUCGUUUAAACCGUACCUCUCGGCUUCAGUCUGUACAGAGACCAAAUGAAUGUUUCUCACUCACAUCGUGUGCUUCAGAUGGCAAUGUGGUUGGUUGGUUGGUUGGUUGGUUGGUUGGUUGGUUAAGAUCGCGGAGAUCCAGGCUAUAUUUACACGGCCUUAAGUUGACGAGGAACGCAUGCUUCUUAACCGUAAGGCUCAUUAACACGUGAUGAUAAAUUCCCGGCUCUUUUACAAUACACCUUCUCUGAUCACGUAUAGACAGAUGUCCACUUUGCGAUUGCACGUUAAUACAGGUUUUACAGGAACAUGAAUGUAGGAAGGUUUUUUUUUUUUAAAUCGUAUUUGACGAUAUUUAGCUUCUACUGUUCUACACAAAACAAAAAAAAAAAUCUUUCAGAUGUUAUUGGAACAGAAUACGCCGAUUUAGCCAUAACAUGAAAACCACUGACUGGUGACGUGAAGGACGUUCUCUCGUUACAACGGAUGUAUGAGAGAGCAAGAGAAGAGUCAGUUCUCAAAGUUGGUGUGUUGAAAGCAGGAAAAACGGGCAAGUGUAAGGAUCUGAGCGACUUUGACUUCGACAAGGGCCAAAUCGAUGUGAUGGCUAGAUGAUUGGGUCUGAACAUCUCCAAAAUGGCACAUAUUCUGGCGUGUUUCCGGUAUGCAGUGGUUUGUACCGACCAAAAGCGGUUCAAGGAAGGACAACUGAUGAACCGGCGACAGGAGCAUGGAUGUUGGAGGCUCAUUGGUUCAUAUGUAGCGCGAAGGCUUGCCCAUAUGGUCUGAUUCCAUAGAAGAGACACUGUAGCACAAACUGCUGAAAAAGUUAAUGCUGACACCUUUCUGUUUUCGGCAGCAAACAGUGAGCCUUCGAGACUCACAACCCUGUCUUCGGUUCACCAGUUCUCCUUCCUUGGACCACUUUUGGUCGGUACUAACCACUGCAUACCGGGAACACGCCACAAGAUGUGUCAUUUUGGACGUGCUCAGACCCGGUCAUCUCGCCAUCACAAUUUAGCCCUUGUCAAAGCUGCUCAGAUCCUUACACUCGCCCAUUUUUCCUGCUUCCAACACAUCAACUUCAAGAACUGACUGUUCUCUUGCUGCCUAAUAUAUCCCACCCCCUUGACGUGCCAUUGUAACAACAUAUUCACUUCACCUUUCAGUGUUUUUUCACGUGUUAUGGCUGAUCGGUGUACAUCUCAUGCUGUCUUUCACUCUUAAUUAAGAAUGCAUAUCUCUGUGGUUGACGCCGUGUAACGUCGAAUGCUUUGCUAACCCGUCUUUUUUUUUUUUUUUUUUUCUUCCAGGUAAAUGUGAAACCCUAUAUCUAUACACAUUCCAUACUAUACUAUAAUUUUAUCCAGACUUCUUGAAUAUUUUACUUCCUAACCUGAGAAGCUAGGUCUCUGCUGUAACUCGUAACGCAGACGCUUUGCAUUCUGGGACUCUUGAGUCCAGCUUUUGCUGUCUCCACUAAUUCUAUGUCGGAUUUCUCAUUAAUGCGACGGUGAACGUUGCUGGAAAACGCAACCACUGACCUCUCGUAUGCUUGGCGCUAAUCGACAGAUUAGCACCAGAUUCGCUAAACACAUCAGAUAUAUAUAAGAAUAUUUAACGUGAUUCAGGUUGGAGUUUUCCUUUAAAGCACUUUGUUAAAGAUGCAUGCAUGUCUGAUUUGAAUAAACCAAGAUUUUGACCAACACUGUUCAAGUUACUCAGAAAAUAGUAGUAUAGAUUGGUCAUUAAAAUGAUUCCAUAAGCAAGCUCUGUGAAUGACUCGGCAUGUUCGUCAGCCAUACCGCGAGUCACCAAUGAAUGUUGAAACUGUUCAACAAAAUGGAGCUGUAUGGUUGUGCUGUUUAUUGCAGGAAAGAAAACUAUAAAGCAAUACUGGAUUAGCAACAAAACGGAGUACGCGGCUGCAUCGAGUCAGUGUUCGAGAAAUCUAGCACUGUUGUAUUGACACUGAUCGAUUGAGUUGGUUGCAUAUCAUUAACGUGCACAUGCCUACAUGACAAAACACUUUUCUCUUUUACCUUAAAUAACCUAAAAGAACGUUUUGUUUAUGGUACAAAAUGGUUUAUACCGUUUUGAAAUACAUGUGUUAAAGGUUUGAGACCAGUGCGUGUGGCCUCAUGGCAGAGUUGGACAGAAUCGGUCUAAGGUGUGCUCUUUUCCUCUUUAGUGUUCUGGUGCUAAUGUUUGUUAGGACUAUGGGACUGUAAGGGCAGGAAAGUUAAGGAUCAUAUUUGCUUCUCUGUCUAUUUUCAGUACCAGAACAAAGCAGAGACGUUGCUACAAUUCUUAAAGUUUAAUGACGAUUCAGCGUUAUGAAUGAAUACGUUUGUGGAUAACUGAAUGUGUAAUGCUUAAUCAUGUCUGCUUCCUUUUGAUAUGUUUUUGGGUUUUCAAAAUGUGUAUAUUACGAAGGCUGAAUUAAAUAACAAUAAAGAAAUGUAUUUUAUCCUCA